This is a messenger RNA of Epinephelus moara (kelp grouper), 2903 nucleotides long. It is a transcript of the gene klhl3, whose product is annotated as kelch-like family member 3. The coding region runs from base 182 to 1891 and encodes 569 amino acids. The record is from RefSeq and is a predicted model, not a curated record. Lineage: Eukaryota; Metazoa; Chordata; Actinopteri; Perciformes; Serranidae. Gene Ontology annotation, molecular function: protein binding. The transcript is spliced from 15 exons.
UAACAUUUCACCCCACAUGAUCCACCGGUCAUAAACCCAGCGCAGACAGCACGAGAGCUUUCUCCCAGCACACCAACUCAAGCUAGCCUUGUUGACUAGUUAGCCUCGUCUGGUGGCCACACCGGCCUCGCCGCGUCCACACUGUAACACAGACUCAGAGGAGGACACAGUGAAUGGAGGGAUGCACACCUUCAACCAGACCCACAUGAGGAAGGCAUUCCAGCUGAUGAAUGAACUGAGGAGUAAAAAGAUGCUGUGCGACGUCCAGCUGGUGGCGGGGAGUGUUGAGGUGCCGGCUCACAGGGUGGUCCUGGCGUCCUGUAGCCCCUACUUCUGUGCCAUGUUCACAGGUGAUAUGAGUGAGAGCAAAGCCCAUCAGGUGGAGAUCAGAGAGGUGGACGGACAGACUCUGAGGAAGCUGGUGGACUACAUCUACACGGCUGAGAUAGAGGUCACAGAGGACAACGUCCAGGUUCUGCUGCCAGCAGCCAGCCUCCUCCAGCUGAUGGAUGUUCGUCAGGUUUGUUGCGAGUUCCUGCAGUCUCAACUUCACCCCUCCAACUGUCUGGGCAUCAGAGCCUUCGCUGACCUGCACACAUGCACGCAGCUCCUCAACCAGGCCCACGCAUACGCCGAGCAGCAUUUCUGCGAGGUGGUGCAGGGAGAGGAGUUUCUGAGCCUUUCUCUGCAGCAGGUGUGCAGCCUCAUCGCCAGCGACAAACUCACUGUUUCCACGGAGGAGAAGGUGUUUGAGGCGAUGAUAUCUUGGAUCAAGAAUGAUAAGCCAGCUCGUCUGGAGUACAUGCCCAAACUGAUGGAGCAUGUCAGACUUCCACUCCUGUCCAGGGAUUACCUGGUACAGAUCGUUGAGGAAGAGGCUUUGAUCAAGAACAACAACACCUGUAAAGAUUUCCUCAUAGAAGCGAUGAAGUAUCACCUGCUGCCAGCUGACCAGCGGCACCUCAUCAAGACAGACAGGACCCGACCACGAACUCCUAUCAGCAUCCCAAAGGUGAUGAUUGUGGUGGGCGGUCAAGCUCCGAAGGCGAUCCGCAGUGUGGAGUGUUACGACUUCCAGGAAGAUCGAUGGUACCAGGUAGCCGACCUGCCUUCAAGACGCUGCCGGGCAGGUGUGGUUUCCAUGGGAGGUCGUGUGUACGCAGUCGGGGGGUUCAACAGUUCACUGCGGGAACGAACGGUGGACGUGUAUGACGGAGUGAGAGACCAGUGGAGUGCGGUGGCGAGCAUGCAGGAGAGACGCAGCACUCUGGGAGCUGCUGUGUUGGGGGAUUUACUGUACGCUGUCGGGGGCUUCAACGGCAGCAUAGGUUUGUCCACAGUAGAAGCCCACAAUUAUAAAACCAACGAGUGGAUAUAUGUCGCCUCCAUGAACACCAGGCGCAGCAGUGUGGGUGUAGGGGUGGUCGAUGGUGUGUGUGCAUCUGUAGGUAAGCUCUAUGCAGUGGGAGGAUACGAUGGAGCAUCUCGUCAGUGUCUCAGUACAGUGGAAGAGUACGACCCUGUCAGCGAUCAGUGGUGCUACGUAGCUGACAUGAGCACACGCCGCAGUGGAGCAGGGGUGGGUGUGUUGAACGGUCUGCUGUACGCAGCAGGAGGACAUGACGGUCCUCUCGUGAGGAAGAGCGUUGAGGUGUACGACCCACAGAGCAACACGUGGCGACUGGUUUCUGACAUGAACAUGUGCCGACGAAACGCAGGCGUCUGUGCCAUCAACGGGCUGUUGUACGUGAUCGGAGGAGACGACGGCUCCUGUAACCUCUCCUCUGUAGAGUUUUACAACCCGGCCACAGACAAGUGGAGCCUCAUCCCCACAAACAUGAGCAACGGACGCAGCUACGCAGGAGUCGCAGUGAUUGACAAGCCGUUAUGACCAGAGGCCUCCCACAGCAUCAGCUCGGUGUCAUCAGCCAGUUCCACAGAGACUCACACUGACGUCUGAAUCGGUCCAAAUGGACGGGACGCCCUCAAUCCUCAGCUGACUUAAUCAAGGAGGAAGAGGAGGAGGACCUUUUUUGGCGCUAAACCACAAACUAAUUUUGUUGCUUUGCCCAUUUCUGUCACUGAGAUCCUGUCUUUUAAAGGACACUGUUGCACUGGAUACGAAACAGUAGCCACAGGAGAGUCUGAGGCUACUGAGAACUUUGUCUUGGUGAGUUUUACAAAUGCCAAGCACAUAAAGAGAGGCUGUAUCAGCUGAUGUAAGACUCAGACGCUGAUGUCGGAGGGACUUUGAUGAGCCAAACGCAGCAACGUUUAGAUGCUCAGUGGGUCAUGGCGGCGUUCAUGUGAUGGACCAAAUCAAACAUGGAAAACUGAAUACUUUAAAUCACUGGCUUGCUGUUUUCUGGCCGACGUCAGUGUUAACAGUGUUGCUGCAGUUAUGAGGACUUUGCAAUAUUGGCUUGUGAUUGGCUGUUGCAGGAGCAUUAUCCAAUUUCCUGGAAACCUGGGCAUGCUGUAGGAGAUUUUUUUUAAAUCAUGAAACAUUUGCCAGAGUUCCUUGAAUACAAAUCAGCUUACGGCAACUAUUUUUGAGACCGAAGUCGUUGGAUUCCUGCGCCAACUGUUGAGUGGUUAGCAAAAAGCCGCCAGCUGCCAGAGUGUGUUUGCUCUGAACGUGGACGCCUGGACCUACAGAAGUGCGAGACAAUUCAAAGAAUGUAGAAAACAUCUUAUAUGCAAAUCAUAUUUAAUAUUUUUGAGAUUGUUUUUAAAGAGGUGGAGAACCACUUGCUGUGGCUUUAGACCAGUUGAUCUGAUUGGACGCAGCAGGACUUGAGUCUGUUGUCGACACACUACUGAUGCACUGAUCGCUUGCACUGACUGAUACAGAGCGGCAGGCUGUCUGUCUGACUCACCGAUGCAGCGGGGCCGGACGUCUG